CCGGUCUUCUCUGGCAACCACGUGUGUUUACGCUGGACUUUUCCUCUGAGCUGAAGCGGUUGUUGGUGUUUCCCUCGUCUGGGCUGCCGAGGUCCUGCAGGGCCGUGAGGACGUCACCAUGCCUAAAGCCCUAAAGGGAAAACUUGUAGGACGGGAAAAAAAAGUCAUCCAUCCAUAUAGUAGAAAAGCAGCUCAAAUUACAAGAGAGGCCCACAAACAAGAAAAAAAGGAAAAAUUGAAGAAUGAAAAGGCAUUGCGUCUCAACCUUAUUGGUGAAAAACUGCAGUGGUUUCAAAGUCAUCUUGAUCCCCAAAAAGUAGGAUAUUCAAAGAGAGAUGCUUGUGAAUUAAUUGAAAGGUAUUUAAAUCGAUUCAGCAGUGAACUAGAGCAGAUUGAAUUACAUAACAGCAUCAGAGACAGGCAGGGAAGGCGGCACUAUUCCCGGGAGACAGUCAUCAAGCAGACAAUGGAGCGUGAGCGACAACAGUAUGAAGGAUAUGGCCUUGAGAUUCCAGACAUUGUAAAUGCAGGUAAUCUGAGAACUUUUAGGGAAUGGGAUUUCGAUCUGAAGAAAUUGCCAAACAUUAAAAUGAGAAAAAUUUGUGCUAAUGAUGCAGUCCCCAAGAAGUGUAAGAAAAAAACUGUUACGGCUGUAGACAAAGAUUUAGGGGAACUGGAACUAAAAGAUGAAUCAAGUGAUUCAGAUGAGGAAAUGACAGCAGUGGCCUAAUUGUCCUUUGCUUGUGGUGAAAGCAAAUAAUUGGAGAGCUUCAAGUUCUGUUUGACCUGAUUAUGGUAAAUAACUGUCCAGAUACAAGAAUUUGCUAUGAAACUUCUUUCAUCAUGAGAAUCCCAUUUGCAGUUUCAAAAACAGUGUUACGAUUUUCAUUUAAAAAUGAAUGUUGCUUUUCGUUUACAUUCAGUUGCUAAAAUAGAUAUAGUGAAAUAAAAGCACAAUCUAAGAUCCAUUUAAUCUGAAUUUCCCGGGCAGGGGGAGUGAUAUGAAUGAGGACAGAAAUGUUUUGAUUUUUUUCCUCAUGUUUACCUCGGAUCACCUGAUCUCACAUUCUGGGGCGUGUAUAGCAACGUGUUUGCUGUAAGGGUCCUAUGGAUACUUCUUGAGCAGUGAUUAUAGCUAAAUUGGCUUUCAGUAAUAGUGUUUCACUAAUCUUCCUCUUAAACAUAACACCUAUUUUCUUUCCUUGUAAAAUAAGGAAAAUGUGAUAGGGAAUAAAUAUACACUGAUAGAUUGUAUGUUAUUUUUAUUAUCUUUAAGCCAGAGUUAAAUGGUAAAGUAAAAAACUGGGGUCUAUUUUCAUGAUGUUGGCCUCCCACACUUAAUCUGUUAUCUUUUGAUCGAGGGGAUAAACGAUUUCAGGUAACUCUGUUUCUGUAUUAUUUUCUGCUUUCUCAUGAAAAAUGAUAGGUUUUAUUUGUGGAAACAACUAAUGAUUAGAGAAUCAGUUAUUGCAAUUGUGUUAUUUGUGUUAUUUAUUCUUCUAAGAGAUAGGCUAAAUGACAUAUAACUCAGUAUUUCAAGUAUCAUGAAAGACAUGGAUGUGUUAGAAUGUUGUUCUUCGUAGAACUCGUAAAAGGCAAUUAUCUUUUAGGCUAUUUUCUAAAGAAUACAAUGCAAAUAUAUUUGAGUAUUUUCAAGAAAAGAAAUAUAAAACAUUAAUGCUAUAAGAGGUUAACUAGAUAUCAACUGUCUUAUUAACAAUUUAUUUAAAAUGUUACAGCUUUUUUUAUUAUUGAAAAUUAAGAAUAAAAUUUAUUU
Messenger RNA from Neomonachus schauinslandi (Hawaiian monk seal), 1777 nucleotides. RefSeq names its product translation machinery associated 16 homolog (gene TMA16). The record is from RefSeq and is a predicted model, not a curated record. Bases 119 to 730 code for a protein of 203 amino acids. The transcript has 7 exons. Lineage: Eukaryota; Metazoa; Chordata; Mammalia; Carnivora; Phocidae. Gene Ontology annotation, cellular component: nucleus.